This is a messenger RNA of Clunio marinus, 186 nucleotides long. NCBI's taxonomy places the organism in Eukaryota, Metazoa, Arthropoda, Insecta, Diptera, Chironomidae. The record is from the annotation of a GenBank genome assembly.
AUGUACAGAACAAAUACGCAAGAUAGGCAUAAACAUAAACAUAAGGAAUUCAGCAUAAGCUUUAUGUUUUGCAUUAAUCUAUGUAUCAUCUUGAAGUUUUCCUUAGAAUGCAACGAAUGCCUUCAUCUUAGAGCAUUAAAAUGUUCUGUUAAUGAUAAGCUUUUGUAUAAAGGCGAGAAAAGUUGA